Messenger RNA from Metarhizium acridum CQMa 102, 3588 nucleotides. The record is from RefSeq and is a predicted model, not a curated record. Lineage: Eukaryota; Fungi; Ascomycota; Sordariomycetes; Hypocreales; Clavicipitaceae.
AUGGAAUCCUUCAUCCCCAUGGGCGGCUUUCAACUGCCUUUUCAACGCCGGCUCAGCCGCCUCUACAACGACACCAAAAAAUCGAGCGACUUUGUCAAGGAGCCCGUUCAAAAUGAAGAGGACCCGGAGAUGAAGACACUACAUCGGAAACUCCGCAUCCAAAAGGAUCGCCUCGUUAGCUGGGGCCUUGAAUGGUCUGACCCGAGCCAAUCCACGGAAAUUGACGAAUCUCUCUCCAAGGCUGGCCUGAGCGAGGUCGUGGGAAGCAUCAUGUCCACCAUCAAAGACAUCCUGGCCGAGGCGGAACCCCUUUGGCAGAGCUCGAGGCAUGUUGUUGCUUCCAGCAGAGCAUCGCCGGACAAGAAAGUUCCCUUAGUUCAGUGGGACAAGGCUCGGUUUGAGGACCUUAUUCGCGAUCUCACUGCCUCAAUUGACACCUUAUAUGACUUGUCGCGGACGAGGUCGUCCGGAUACUUUCCUAGACGCAUGUCCAAGACUACAUAUAAGUCGCUGGCUACCGAUGAAUUUAGACCAUUUGAGUCGAGUCGUAUGCAGACACCACAGCAUAUCGACCCCAUGACGCUCACUUUUCUGGGUCCCAAACGGCAGGAUGCAUCCGCAGCCCCUGCGAGGCAAGUCGUCUUCAUGAGCAAGAUUGCAUAUUCCGAAUUGACCCAGGGUACCACAACCAAAGCACCAUGGGCUCCUCUACUUCUAGAGUAUGCCACGUUUGACUCGAUUUACUCCGUGACUGGAAUUAUGCCACCAAUGUCGCGAUUCGAAAGGCUGUCGUCCGGCCUACAGCAAGAUCCCCAGCGUGCUCCAGGGACCUGGACGGGUCUACCGCGUCUCUUGGGAUACUUUGAAGACUUGGAGAACUCACGAAUCGGCCUUGUGUACAGGCUCCCGCCUUCCUUCAAUGCCGUCUCCCUUGAGCCGCGCACCAAGAACCCGCUGUAUAAUCUUCCGACGUUGCAUGACCUUCUCUCUCGUCAAGAUGAACCACCUUUGGAAGCAAAGUUCAGAUUGGCCUACAACCUCACCAAUACCAUCUUCGACAUGCACGCUAGAGGUGUUACCCACGGUAACUUGGCUGCUAAAAACAUAUCUUUUGGCAAUGCUAGUACGGAAGACGCCAAUGCCGAAAAUGGCGUUAUUGACAUCCGCCGACCUCUUGUGUCUUCUUUCGACAUCUUCCCAGAAGACGAGGCUGCGUCCAAGCCGUCGCCUUGGAGACAUCCUUUGGAUCCUCACAGCUCACGAGGGUCUCCCGUUAGCAGGACUACGGAUGAGCGUGUUCUCGAACUGUACUCGCUUGCUAUGGUGCUGUUGUCCAUUGGCUUGUGGACACAGCUUGAGGCACUGCUUCCCAACUCGGCAUCGACCAUUGUUCCUGCGUCCGCUUUGGAUCGAUUGACAGUGAAGUGCGGGACACUUUACGUGAAGGCGGUCCAAGCCUGCUGGCAUGCGGUUGAUGAUGAGUUGAAUGGACAAUCAGGCGGGGAGAUCCUCUUAUCCGCAAUACAAACGCAAACUACCCGGUUCCUGGAGACUUGUUGCAUUUUGGAUGGCGUGAGUGAUCUCGAGCAGCGUCUAGACCAGGAAGUGCGCGACACAACCGUGACCCAGCAGCAGCGACUUGAACCCACCAAUGAUACCAAAUCUCCAUCGGGAUAUCCUACAGACAAGAAAACCUCGGUGCUGACAUCUGACUCUAACCGAGGGCUAGUGGGACACGUAGACCUGGCCGGAGAGGAUGUCGAUGGUAGAGAAGCCUUCAUGACUGAUUUAGUCUUGUGCUCGACUAACACAUUGGCAGAUGCUCCGGGCAAGCAGAAAAUGAGGCUAUAUCCUCAUGUACCACUUCCGCCCGACGUUGUCGACAAGUGGAACACCAUCUUGAUGCCCCAAAUCAACCAGGCUCUCCGCCACUUUUAUCGAAAGCAUCCCGAAUCUGUUGAAAUCUCUUUAGAAUCUGUCGGGACAAGCCCCCAGGCUGCGCAGCCGACCGUCUUGAUUGUUUGUACCUCGGUUGGAAAAGUCCGCGCCAUUUUGAAGAAACGAAUUGGCGAGCUCUUUGACGGCACAACUGGAUUCUCACUCAAGGUGUGCCGGGGCCAUGUUCUCCGGUCCCGGCGCUUCUCGAAAUCAGUUUUCCGAUCCAUGGCCCGAGCAAAUGCCGCCGACGGCGACGAUGAAGACGAGACGGAGGCAGUAAAUCCAGAAUAUCAGGAAUGCCCGGGAAAUGGAGCCAGCAUUGGCGCCUGGAUCGGCGACCGACAUUUGCCACCAGUUAGUUUCGGCGGCCUUGUCUUGGUCGAUGAUAAGCCGUAUGGCAUGACGGUCCACCACAUGCUCGACGACCCAGACCGGGACAUGACGCAAAUAGACACCCUACGUAGCAGUGCGGCUCCAGGCCAUGACUGGUAUGCCGAGUUUAUGGAGGGCAGCGGGGAUGAUGAAGAUUUUGCGUACGACUUGUCAGAUGCGGAAUCUGAGCCGUACUCUGAAACCGACAUUACCAGCGACUACGGCGACGACGACGGCGACGAAGAGGAAGAAGAAGACGAGUUUGAGCCGGGCGAUAUUCCAGGAAUUGAGCCGGGAUGCGGUGACGGCUACGUGGUAACGCAGCCAGCUUUGGAUGACGUCGAGGAGGGCUUCUAUCCUUGUGCAGAGACCGAAGAUGAAGACCACCUUGACACCUUCAGCUUGGGCGAGGUUUAUGCCUCCAGUGGCAUCCGCCGCAAGCAGGCACAAGGCCUGAUCCAUGAAGUGGAUUGGGCGCUGUUUGAGUUUGCAGACGGCCGCCUCCCCGAGGAAAAUGUCAUACCUCGUUGUGAGGACGGCAAACCGAGGUCGGAUUCGAGCGACGACGCCGCCAAACUACGGCCCACAACAGUUGCGCCCUCAUCUUCACUGCCGGGGAUGGAGGUGCAGUGCGUUGCUCGAACGAGCGGCCUGCAAAGCGGUCAAAUUCUGCCCGCCCUGACCAGUGUGAAGAUAUACGGCCGACGCUCGCCGAGCCACACGUACCAAGUCGCCAGCACGCCAACGGUUGGCGAAGGAAAGCCCAAGACAUCCAGUCUGCCCAUGGGUAUUCCCGGCGACAGCGGAGCUUGGGUGGUGGACCGUCGCCACGGCCAGUUGUGUGGCCACGUACUGGCCUGGAGUCAACGGAAGCGAGUUGCCUACAUUUGCCCCAUGGAUGUCCUCUUGCUUGACGUCGCGCAGACGCUCGAGGCAUCCGAAGUGCGUCUUCCGGGAGGUGAGCCCGUGGUGACACUCGGAGAUCCUAGCCAAUACCACAGCGCGAAGCAAUCGAGAGAGGGCGAGGACAAUGACGACGACGACCUGAGGGACUUGGUGGAGUACGAAGACGACGACGACGCUCCGGCAUUGGCUCCAGGUCCAUCAAGUGCGAGACAGGGAGACAUGGAAAGCUCACCCACCUCCGCCAAGAGCCCAAGUAAUCAAGAAUCGUCCAGUCCACUGCGACUAGAGACGUCUACUGAACUGCGAGGACUCGCAAGUCGGUUAGAGGACCUCAAUAUUGCGAGAACACGGAGGAUAGGGGUGAACGGGUGA